This is a messenger RNA of Truncatella angustata, 1852 nucleotides long. Its product is annotated as transmembrane amino acid transporter protein-domain-containing protein. The transcript has 5 exons. Gene Ontology annotation, molecular function: amino acid transmembrane transporter activity. Gene Ontology annotation, biological process: amino acid transmembrane transport. NCBI's taxonomy places the organism in Eukaryota, Fungi, Ascomycota, Sordariomycetes, Amphisphaeriales, Sporocadaceae. Bases 1 to 1425 code for a protein of 474 amino acids. Gene Ontology annotation, cellular component: vacuolar membrane. The record is from RefSeq and is a predicted model, not a curated record.
AUGGCGUCCGAAAAGAAAACACCAGUCAGCGUCGGCGAAGAUACCAUACAGCCAAGUGGCGCGUGGUCUUCCAAUGAUAUUCUCGAAGGCGAGCUCAAGAAAGGUGGCGAGGCGAAUGAGGUCUUCAAGCAGACCGAGGAUGGUGUGAAUUUUCGUACCGUGAGCUGGCAGCGCGCAACGGUCAUCUUCUUCAAGAUCAACUUCGCCAUGAGCAUUCUCGCUGUUCCCGGCGCACUGGGGACUCUCGGAGCUGUGGGGGGCUCCUUGUCGAUCGUCGGGUGGGAAGCUCUUAAUACUUACACGGCACUGCUACUCGGGGAUUUCCGCAACCGUCAUCCCGAAUGCCACACCCUCGCCGAUGCAUGCGCGAUCCUCUGGGGGCCGGUCGGCCGAGAAGUAUGCGGCAUCGCCAUUCUUCUCGCCCAGAUCCUCGUGACGGCCGCUGGGAUUGUCUCAACGGAUACGGCCUUCAAUGCACUUUCCAACCACGGGGCUUGCACAGUAGUCUUCGCGUUCGUCUCGGCGGCCUUGAUCACCCUAUUCUCAUCCAUCCGGACCUUCUCUAAGCUGGGUUGGCUUACAUGGGCCGGCUCUAUUACAUUCUUCAUAGCCGUCUUCAUCUUCGCCGUCGCCGUAACACAACAGGACCGGCCGGCAGCCGCCCCCCAGACCGGAGACUUUGACUUGGGCUACACAGCGCUUGCCUACCCGACCUUCGCAGCCGGCAUGACGGCAUCAGCCAAUCUCUUCCUCUUCGGCUCGGGGGCCUCCAUGUACCUGCCGGUGAUGGCGGAGAUGCGGCGGCCGCAGGACUACCGCAAGGCGUGCUACGUGAACGGGGCGCUCGUGGGCGCCUGCUACCUGACCUUCAGCCUGCUGAUCUACGGGUACUGCGGGUCGUGGAUCACGACGCCGGCGUUCGGGAGCGCGGGGCCCCUGUUCAAGAAGAUCAGCUACGGCGUCGCCCUGCCGGGGCUCGUCGUCGGCAACGGCAUCUACCAGCACGUCGCCGCCAAGUACCUCUUCGUGCGGGUGCUGCGCACCUCGCGCCACCUGCAGGCCGACACCCUCGUGCACUGGGCCGCGUGGCUGGGCAUCAACCUCGUGCUCGGCGCGCUGGCGUUCGUCAUCAGCCAGGCCGUGCCGAUUCUGAACUAUCUCCUCGGGCUCGCGGGGAGCCUGUUCUUUGCGCCGUUUGCGCUCAUCCUGCCCGUCCUGUUCUGGAUGCAUGAUUUCAGGUGGUCCGGGGCGCUGUCGGGGAGGGACAAGGCGCUCUGGGGGCUGCACUCGCUGAUCGUGGCGAUCGGCUCGUUCUUGGUCGUUGGCGGGACAUAUGGCGUGGCUCUGUCCAUCCAGCAGGCUUUCGCCAGUGAUCUGAUAUCCAAGGUAUUCGAUUGUGCGGACAAUUCAGGUACUGUCUCGUAGAUGGAGAAUAUUGCAUGGAUUACUUUGUGACCGUUGUGUUGUCUUAUUUCUGCAUGACGAGCUACGAUAGCGUAUGAGAUAUCAUUGCCUCAGCCAAAACGGCUUUAAGAUAAUAGUAAUGGCAUUUUCAUCUAUAACUCCUCCUGUUCCAAACGCCUCCCAAUGCUACCAUGAGCCCAAUGACGAUGUUGAAAAAUGCAAUGUUCUUACAGAAGCAUAUGAGUCUGCUCCAGGCUCUAAUCUCCAUCAAGGAUGCGUCGGCCAGGCGUCGUCAAUAAGCCGAGGAAUAUUCCGCCUAAGAACCUUAGGAAACAGCUCUACCAAGAGCUUCGCCAACUUCCUUCUCUCCAAUGCUGCUAGGCUUGCGCCGCGUAAUUUGUAACGGAUAGCCUGCCUCUCUCAACUUGUCAUCGUCUACUCCGCCGAA